This is a messenger RNA of Cottoperca gobio, 4604 nucleotides long. It is a transcript of the gene slc2a1b, whose product is annotated as solute carrier family 2 member 1b. The record is from RefSeq and is a predicted model, not a curated record. Gene Ontology annotation, cellular component: basolateral plasma membrane; plasma membrane; apical plasma membrane. NCBI's taxonomy places the organism in Eukaryota, Metazoa, Chordata, Actinopteri, Perciformes, Bovichtidae. Gene Ontology annotation, molecular function: D-glucose transmembrane transporter activity. Gene Ontology annotation, biological process: response to insulin; dehydroascorbic acid transport.
AUAGACCUGUUUCCAUAAGGCUGCACAAGGCGGUGCUUCUCCAACAGCAACACCAACAUCCUGGAAGACUUUACACAUCCAUGAAGCUGUGAGUUCAAGCCGCAGGCGCCGUGAAGUAAACACCACGCGGGGGAGAAUAUCUGACGCUGCCAACACAAAAGACUUGAAGCCUUUCUCUUUAAAAAAAACAACAACAACAACAAACCCUACACUUCAACUGAAGUUUUUAACUUUUAAUUUCAACGGAGCAAAAAGUCUUGAAGAUGAGUGACUUGUGAGCUCGCGCCGGGAGACCCCGAGGAAGUGCCUCCAUCGUCGUCAAGUUUAACAAAAGAAGACAAAGGCUGAGCAGAAUAUAUCCCUCACAUCGCAGCCAUGGACUCAGGAAAGCAAAUAACGUUUCCACUGAUGAUGAGUGUUGGAACAGCUGUGCUGGGCUCCCUGCAAUUCGGCUACAACACCGGUGUCAUCAAUGCCCCUCAAAAGAUCAUUGAGAAGUUCAUCAAUGAGACGUGGUCCGAACGCUACCAGGAGCCCAUCAGCAAGAGCUCCCUCACGGCUGUCUGGUCCAUCGCCGUCUCCAUCUUCUCUGUUGGUGGCAUCUUUGGCUCCUUCUCCGUUGGACUUUUUCUCAAUCGCUUUGGAAGGAGGAACUCUAUGCUCAUGGCCAACGUCCUGGCCUUCAUCGCGGCCAUUCUCAUGGGCUUUUCGAAGAUGGCGAGCUCCUGGGAAAUGCUGAUUGCUGGUCGUUUUGUGGUGGGCCUCUAUUCCGGCCUCUCCACAGGCUUCGUGCCCAUUUAUGUGGGUGAGGUUUCCCCAACAGCCCUACGAGGAGCGCUGGGCACCUUACACCAACUGGGAAUUGUCCUCGGCAUCCUCAUUGCACAGGUGUUUGGAAUGGAGUCGAUCAUGGGCAACGACGACUUGUGGCCACUCCUUUUGGGCUUCAUCGUCAUCCCUGCUGUGGCACAGUGCAUCCUGCUGCCUUUCUGCCCCAAGAGCCCCCGCUUCCUGCUCAUCAACAAGAACGAAGAGAACAAGGCCAAGAAUGUGUUGAAGAAGCUCAGAGGCACCUCAGAUGUGAGCUCUGACAUGCAGGAGAUGAAGGAGGAGAGCCGGCAGAUGAUGAGAGAGAAGAAAGUGACCAUCCCGGAGCUUUUCCGCUCGCCCCUCUACCGCCAGCCCCUCCUCGUUGCUGUCAUCCUGCAGCUCUCCCAGCAGCUGUCUGGCAUCAACGCUAUAUUCUACUACUCCACUCGUAUCUUUGAAAAAGCCGGAGUUGAGCAGCCUGUCUACGCCACGAUUGGAGCCGGUGUAGUUAACACAGCCUUCACCGUGGUGUCGCUGUUUGUCGUAGAGCGUCAGGGACGUAGGUCUCUGCACCUGCUGGGGCUGCUGGGAAUGGCCGGAUCUGCCAUUCUAAUGACUAUCGCCUUGGCUCUGUUGGACCAGCUCAAAUGGAUGUCAUAUCUGAGCAUCGUGGCCAUUUUCUCCUUCGUCGCGUUCUUUGAGAUCGGACCGGGUCCCAUACCCUGGUUCAUCGUGGCAGAGUUGUUCUCGCAAGGACCCAGGCCGUCAGCCAUGGCUGUCGCUGGUUUCUCUAACUGGACGGCUAACUUCAUAGUGGGAAUGGCCUUCCAGUAUGUAGAGGAACUGUGCGGCCCCUACGUGUUUGUCAUCUUCACAGUGCUGCUACUCUCGUUCUUUGUCUUCACCUACUUCAAAGUGCCGGAGACCAAGGGCCGGACGUUUGACGAGAUCUCGGCCGGCUUCCGCCAGACGGCUGCCACCGGAGGAGAAAAGCACUCGCCGGAGGAGCUCAACAGCCUGGGAGCAGAUUCUCAGCUCUGAGCGACUGAUUCUAACGUCUAAAACAAAAAAACAAAAAAAAAAACUCUUUCUCAGACCCAGGAGGGACGAGAAGGGUCUACUAACUAGACGUAGACACAUCCAUUGGUAGAAUAAUUUUCACACUGUCACCACAUUUCGGGCGUCAUUACCAAACACAGAGCAGCCCUGUGUGAUCCUCCUACAUGACGUCCUCCGCUGCCCCUCUCACGUCACACAAGGAAGCACAAAACUCGAUGGGCACUAUGUCGCCUGAUGUUGAGAGAGGAGUUGAGGAUAGAUGGGGAAGGUUUUUUAAUAUUUUAAAGAAGGAAAAGGAGUGUCUGCAUCAAUGAACCAACCUUUUUUUUCACUGAAUAUAUAACUGACGUGUGCUCUGUACUUUGUAGCCUGUUACCAUACAGUCCGUUUGUUACUAUCUGGUUUAAGAACGCUGCGGCUGUAGAGAUCCGUUCACUGUGCAGAAUACUUGUUGUUAUCUAUCAUACUGUAAUGCUGUAUCACUGUAGACUCUUGCACUGGAGAUGCUGCACAGCUCGAUUUAUCUCUCCCCACCAGAGGGGGCACUGCCCUUUUGUUUUUUAAAAAGGUCCCAAUCCUCCACUGCUGAGAAACACCUUAUUUGUACCUUGCUGAGUGAAUACACAGCCUGUGGUAUGUCAGUGUGAGGAUGACAUGUAUUAGACUAAUAUAAACACUCCACAUAUUAUAUAUUGUGUUACUUAUUUACUCCUACUGGACAAUAUUUUACUCUUUUUAUUGUAAGACAAAGGAAUUUUAUAAGUUUUUAAUAAGAUUUAUCGUCGCGAAGACGAAACUAAUAUAUCAAAGAAGUUCAUCCACCGUUCACGUCGUUUGACACCAUUCCUUUUUAACAGUACAUUCGAUACAAUAAAUUCUGACGUGGCUCAGUAGCAAAGAAUCAAUCAUCCAUCCUGUUUUAUAAUGACAUGAGAUAAUAACUCUCACAAUCAGCAGCCACAAAACCAAAUGUCCGUCUCACAGAAGUAGAACAUUUGUGAGAUUAAGUGCCCGUCUGAAACAAUCGAGCGUCCUCCGCCUUUUAGCCUUUUCAGCCUUUUAGCCUUUUCACUUGGGAGCAGCUUAGGGUCAGGUCAGGCCUGUUCCCGACUGAAAGCUUCUGUCGUCGGACGAUCUUCACUUUUAAGUAUUUUUUUUGAGUUGCGAUAACCUGUAGAGCUUCCAAACUCUGGCCGAUUGGCUUAAGAGCUGUCUGGAUCUUUUCACACAAACGGGAGCUUCAUUCUGUGACAACUACAAAGAAAAGGAUAAAGAAAUUAUGGGGACCAAAAUGAAUGUCGGUCUUUUUGGAAGGUUUACGUUAUCCUGAAAGUGCUCAUCACCCGUCACGGGUCACACUCCCAGUGUUCCUCGUGCUCUCUGAAGUCCAUUAUGUGUCAUAGGAGGCGGACACGUUUUGCUAGGCUUGUUUUUGUGCCUUGUGCUCUGAAUUGUGCAGUAUUGUCAGCUCUCUCUCUUCGGGGGUUGUGUACUGCCACUGUAUAACAGUAGCUGGUGGAAAUAAACGUCGUAGUCUCGCUCUCUUUGCCUAGCUGUUCAAGUCUAUCACUGCUGUAUCACUUGUUGAACCUUUCUCUUUUCUUUCCAUGCGUUGUUUUAAGGAAAGUUGUCUUUUUUAGCAGCACUUUAUUAUUCACAGUGAUAUUUCUUUUGUAGAAACGAACACUAUGAGGUUGUUUCAGUUUGUCGUUUUUUACUCACAGUGUGGAAUCUUUGUUACUGAAGAGAGACUGAAGUACUGCUGAUGGUUACUUGAUGUUUUUGAAAUGGAAAUGUGUGAAAUAGUAUCAAAUUGUUCACAUCUAUUACAGUCUUGUAUUAAGCACAUUCAGGUGUGUACACACACACACACACACACACACACACACACACACACACACACACACACACACACACACACACACACACACACAGAGGUCAGUUGAAAGUAAUACUCAUAGUCUAAUGAGGACUUUAAUCAAAAUCCAACCCAGUCGUCAAAAAUCAAUUUGAGUCAUUCCAUAAUUGGUUGUUAAUUAUUGUAUAUAGUAGAUCUGUAGAGCAUAUAUUUAGUCAUGUAAUGGGUCACCCCCACCCACCCUGGAAAGCACUGUGACAUCCACUUUCUGUGCCUUUUGUGAGACUUUCAAUAUCUUCACCAGCAAAGAUCAUACCGUGGCUCUAAAAGAUGUGCUUCCCUUCACAUACUGAUGUCUGUUGCAAUAGUCAAAACUGUAUUUUAUGUACAUAGAUUCACAAUUCUGCUGGGGAAUUUGAUUUUAAUUUAGCCUUUAAAAUCCUGGUUUAUGGUCUGAGCACACAAGAUGAUGUAAAUAUGACACACUACAGCCUCACCCGCUCUAAAUGUAUAAGAUAUUUAACUUUUAGAAACUCCUUUUGAUGGAUAAAUUAAUGAUUCGUACUAUAGGGCUGUACUUCUCUAAGCAUUUAGCUUCCAUACUUGUGUUUGAUUUUAUACCUGAAAACGUGUUGUGGCCUAAUAAUACCAUAAUAAAAGAUUGAAUUCAGAUUUUUACAUGUAAGGAUUUUGUUAAUGAAAGGUUCAGUAGUGUUUUCAUUUUAGUGCACAGAGCAUAUUCUAAUGUUUGUAAUAAUUAAAGAUCUGUGUGUAUGGUGGCCUUCUGCUGGGGAAAAUGACUUGAGAUGGAUGAUGAAUGAUUUCACAGUUUUGUGAAAGUGGUUUGAUGCUAAAUAAAAGAAAUCCUGCAUACAGA